Musca domestica (house fly) is the source of this 3907-nucleotide messenger RNA. RefSeq names its product homeotic protein ocelliless (gene oc). The coding region runs from base 1141 to 2667 and encodes 508 amino acids. The record is from RefSeq and is a predicted model, not a curated record. Gene Ontology annotation, cellular component: nucleus. NCBI's taxonomy places the organism in Eukaryota, Metazoa, Arthropoda, Insecta, Diptera, Muscidae. Gene Ontology annotation, biological process: regulation of transcription by RNA polymerase II. Gene Ontology annotation, molecular function: RNA polymerase II cis-regulatory region sequence-specific DNA binding; DNA-binding transcription factor activity, RNA polymerase II-specific. The transcript has 4 exons.
CCAACGGACGGGUGUACCAACAAAACAAAAAACAGAAACAGAGCCACCACCACCACUGCCCAUUGCUCGCUCGCUCACUCACUCACUCGUUGACUGGCUGUGCUGCUCUGCUUUUUAUGCUUUGGCGUGUUCCGUCGUGUCUGUGGCAAAAGGCAUUUCGGCCAUAGAACAGAGCAAUCAGUUCCAAAGUAACGUUCGUUCGAAUCCGUAGUGUGUGUCUUGUGAAUCUGUGUCGUUGUCAGCCGCUGGCCGUUUUUGUGCUUCAUUACUAGACAAGUAGAUUCAGACCAGCCAGCAAGCAUUGAUACCGCCGUCGUUCACGCAGUCCGUCGCCGUCGCUGCAUGAAUUCUCUCGUACGCCUCCGAAAAAUAGAAAAAUCAAGAAAAACAAACAAAAAUCGAAAAGCCGAGACAAAUUUCUAUGGUUUACUUUGAGUUUUAAUUACAUUUGAAGAAUUUUGGCUAAAGCGAGUCUUCUUCUUCUACUGCUGGCCAAAACUGAAAGAAAAUACUUAACCAACAACAAAACAAACAAAUAAACCUCUAAACAGUGCAAAAUCAAAUCAAAGCAAAAGUGCGAAUGAAAUAAACAAGUUUAGUCUACAGUACUUCAGUUCUGUAGCUCUGUGUUGUCAUUAAGGCCACCAUUCGCGCCAUAUCUCCGGGAAAAAUAUUGCCGCCGUGCUUGGUUUCCCCAAAAAGAAAGAAUAACCCAAAAAAUAAUUAAAAAUAAAUUUGUACAAAAAGGAAUACACAAUUGAAACCCUACAAAAAUAGAAAAAAAAACUAAAAAAAUCAAUACAAUUUUUGUACAGUCUUGGAAAAAAACAACAAAACGAGUGACGUUAUCCGCCUUUGUUUUCAUUUUGGAUACCCACCGAAAAUUACGAAAUUAGCCACAAAGAAAAACAAAUAGAUAGAUUUUGUAAAGUGUGAAUUUCAAAAAGUGUUUGUAUUUGGAGCUCCAACUUAUUGCCUGCCCCUUGCUUAUCACCAACUUUAAUUGGAAUAUUCUUUUAAAUAACAAGCUUUCCCAGGCACUAUUUUCAUAGUGCUCAAAAGCUUAAUUGUUCUUUUUCAUUUUUGACCUGUUGACCUGUUCACGGCCUCAUCGUGGCUCUACACUCAACAGAAGCCUUAAUGGCUGCCGGUUUCCUAAAAUCCGGGGACUUGGGUCCCCAUCCGCACAGCUAUGGUGGACCGCAUCCGCAUCAUUCCGUGCCACAUGGACCAUUGCCGCCGGGCAUGCCGAUGCCAUCACUGGGACCCUUUGGUUUACCCCACGGCCUCGAGGCCGUCGGGUUCUCCCAAGGUAUGUGGGGUGUCAACACCCGUAAACAGAGACGUGAACGCACCACAUUCACCCGUGCCCAGCUGGACGUAUUGGAAUCUCUAUUCGGCAAGACACGUUAUCCUGACAUCUUUAUGCGCGAGGAGGUGGCACUGAAAAUCAAUCUACCCGAAUCCAGAGUACAGGUUUGGUUCAAAAAUCGCCGUGCCAAGUGCCGUCAACAGUUGCAGCAGCAACAGCAAUCCAACAGCUUAAGCAAUUCCAAAUCGGUUAAUUCCGGUUCCGGUUCGUGUUCAUCCUCCUCAUCGUCACGCAAUGCAUCAAAUAGUUCCGGCAGCAACUCGAACUCAACGAAUUCCUCCUCGAAAUCCAACAAUCACCACUCCUCGUCCUCCUCCUCGUCGGCCGGUGGCAGCCACAGCCACAACAACAAUGGCAACAAGAACUCGGCGAACUCGAACAAUCCCAAUGGACCCUCGGGCGGUGCUGGUUCGUCAUCGGCAGCUGCUGCCGCUGCUGCUGCCGUGGCCCAGUCCAUCAAAUCGCAUCACAGUUCCUUCCUCAACUCAUCCAGCUCUGCCACCUCCGCCGUUACACCCACCAGUUCCGCCGGCAAUUCGCAUUUGCAUCACAUGAAUGCCAACAGCCAUGCGGCGGCGAAUGCAGCAGCCAGUGCGGCUGGCCUUAAUACAUCGGGUGGUGGUGGUGGCGGUGCCGGCCAUCACAACUCCUCGCCGUUGCUGCCCACACCUGCCACCUCCGUCAGUCCUGUGAGUAUUGUGUGCAAAAAGGAACACAUUGGCUCUAGCGGUUAUCCUGUCUCCAAUCCCGACAUUUUAAGGGCUGCCUCCUAUGACACGCUGAAAGAGUCAGGAGGUGAUAUCGGCAGCAGUGGCCACCACCACAGCAUCUAUGGUACAGCUGCCUCGGCAAAUCCUCGCCUGCUGCAGCCCGGUGGCAAUAUCACUCCCAUGGAUUCGAAUUCCAGCAUUACCACACCCUCACCACCCAUUACGCCCAUGUCCCCGCAAUCGGCAGCCGCCGCCCAUGCUGCCCAAUCAGCUCAGUCGGCCCAUCACUCGGCAGCCCAUUCCGCCGCCUACAUGUCCAAUCAUGAUUCCUACAAUUUUUGGCACAAUCAAUAUCAGCAGUAUCCCAACAACUAUGCCCAGGCGCCCAGCUACUACUCCCAAAUGGAGUACUUUAGCAAUCAGAAUCAGGUGAACUACAACAUGGGCCAUUCCGGCUAUUCGGCUGCCUCGAAUUUCGGUCUGUCACCGAGUCCCUCAUUCACGGGCACCGUAUCAGCCCAGGCCUUCUCGCAGAACAGCCUAGACUACAUGACGCCUCAGGACAAGUAUGUAAAUAUGGUGUAGAAUCUGCUGAUGCAAUAUUGCGGCGGCAAAUCGGAUGAGGAUGCCAAUGGAAUGGCCAGCAGUGAGCAGCACCGCAUCAACUCGGAUUAUGCUUAGAUUUGAAAAAACAGAAAACAAAAACAAACAUAUCGUGAAGAAAAGAGACAAAAAACAAAAACCAUUUCCAGGGUCACCCAGCUUCAGGCAAGGGAAGUGUUUUGGGUCCUCCACAUAUCUGCAACGGAGAGGACCCCCCUCACCAAAAUCAUGUGUAAAUAUUUACAAAAACAAAAGUCCUAGAUUUGAGUUAUGUUUGAGUUUUUUUAUUAUUUUUUUUUUUUUUUUCAAAAGCCAAUGUCAACGAAAAAACGAGUGAUAAUUAAGCAAACAAAAAACAACCACUUAUAUAAAACAAAAAGAAAAACAACAACUAAAUAAGCUAUGUAUGUACUAAUUAAUUAAGAAAAAAACAACAAAUCUUUAAAAAAAUCAAACAAACACAACAAUACUCAAGCCAUUCUUGUCCUAUGUUUAAAACAUUGUUCUUUUAAUUAAGAAAUUCUUUUCAGUAUUUCCCCAUGCCAACAAAAACAUUCCAAGGAACUGCAAAUAACAGAUUUCAAAUUUCGAAAAAAAAGAAAAAAAAAUAUUUCACAAAAUUAUUCUUGGUUUUGGAAACUGAAAGAAUUAAAUUUAUGUUUUCAAAAUUGAUUGAUAAUCUUGUAACAAUUUUUAAAGCAUUUCUCUAAAAAAUAUUUUUUUUCUACUUUAAUUUAACAAAGAAUCGUUUAUGGCUUCUUAAUUCCCUAACAAAUUGACAAGUCAUUAUCGAUCUAUAAAUCCCUACCCGCUUUCUCAGCAGAGAACCAAAAAAGUAACUUUCCACAUCAACAAAUAUCAUUCUCUCAGAGUUACUUCUCACUCUCUCUCUCCCUGCCACAUUCAAAUGAAACAUGCGAGAGAAACAUUAUUCCUCUUUGAUUGAACCCCUUCAUAUCACUAUUAUUAACACAUCCUGGCAAAGGAAACAAAACCAACAAAAUAGUUAUAAUAAUUGUAAAAUAAUUAAAAAAAAAAACAAUCAUAAAACAAAAUUGUGUAACAUAUUUAGUUAAUAAUGCAAACAAAAAAUAAGACAGUUCAAAUGGAGAAGAAAAAACAAAAAACCCAAUAACGAAAUUUAAAAUCUAAACUAAAAAUAACUUCAAUGAAUGUUUGUAAAAAAAUUCUUAAAUGUCUAACAAAGCAACAAAAAAAAGAA